AUGCCGCGCACAUCCUCUCGGCCUUCCUCUUCGCACGCCGACCACGAUGUGCCCGCAGCUCGACACGGUCGGCACGACGAUGCUCCCGACGGCCACCCGUCGAGCGAGGACGGCGACUUCUCGCCUCGCACGCGCGCGCUGCGGGAACAUUUCGCCGAGCAGGGCUACAGGGGCCACGAGGCGGGACGGUGGGACGCGAGCGACAGCUCGGAGGACGAGCGUCGACGAGCGAGAUGGGCAGGAGGCUCGGUGCGUGCGACGAACGGAGAGACUGUCGGGAGGAACCGGCGCCCUCCUGCUACCGCAGGGCAGCAACGCCUCGCCCAGCUCCGGUUCCGCAGGCGCGAUGCCAUGGUCGGCGACCAAGGUGAGCCGUCCUCGCCUCCUCGCGCUCGACACGACGACCCUCGCGACCUCGCCUUCCUGCCGAGCGACGCGGUCGAGAUGGAGGAGCCUCUCCCGCCGUACGAACGCGGCUCUCGUGCAACGACGCCGACCUCGCCGUGCCCGUCCUACGCGUCGGACGUCCCGCCGUACUCGCCGGGCUCGGGCAGGUGGGCGCACAGGCAGAUACGUCGCAGCGGUCACUCUCUCGCCUUGUCGUGA
Rhodotorula graminis WP1 is the source of this 606-nucleotide messenger RNA. RefSeq lists its product as uncharacterized. The record is from RefSeq and is a predicted model, not a curated record. Lineage: Eukaryota; Fungi; Basidiomycota; Microbotryomycetes; Sporidiobolales; Sporidiobolaceae. The coding region runs from base 1 to 606 and encodes 201 amino acids. The transcript has 4 exons.